CCAUCGUCUUCCGCCAACGCCCGCUGAUUCUGACCAAAUCUUCAACCAGGAGGACCAAGCGGCCGAGAUUGCCCUGACCUUGGUGGCUUCCUUCCAAGCCAUGGAGAAGAAGGUGGAUUUGCACACAAGCCGCCUGCUGGACCUGGAAGGCAGAACCGGGACAGUGGAGAAGAAGGUUCUGGAUUGCGAGAAGACGACGGGAGAGAUCAGCAGCCAGCUGGAGAGCAAGUGGGCUGCCCUAGGGACCCUCAUUCAGGAAUACGGCCUGCUGCAACGCCGCUUGGAAAACAUGGAGAACCUAUUGAAGAACCGCAACUUCUGGAUCCUGCGCUUCCCACCAGGCUCCAAGGGCGAGACCCCGAAAGUGCCGGUGACCUUCGACGACAUGUCAGUGUACUUCAACGAGAAGGAAUGGGAGAAACUGGAAGAAUGGCAGAAGGAACUCUACAAGAACUUGAUGAAGGGCAACCACCACUCCUUGGUCUCUUUGGAUUAUGCCAUUUCCAAGCCAGGUGUGUUGUCUCAGACUGAGCGGGCGACUGACUCCUGUCAUGAAGACAAUGGGGACUCAGAAGAGCAGGGAAGACUUCCUGACGCCACAGCAGCUGGCAUCAGGGUCAUGAUCAAAACGGAAGAGCCGCAUUCCGAUGAAUGUCCCAGAGACUUGGAGCCGCAUCAGUUGUCUGGCAGUUCAGAGGGCGAUUUCCAGGGUCUGGACCCUGAAGCUCCCUGCGGCAGCCCCUACAGCACCGCCACCCUGCUGGGAAACUUCGCUGGCAACAAACUGGAGGAACGAAGCGAGUAUGACAUGAACUUCGGUGAGAUCAAGAGAGUUACUGUGCAGCACAGCAACUGCACGGAUGACGGGAUCGUAAUCAAAAUGGAGGAAGAAGAAGAGGAAAAGGAGGAGGAGGAAGAAGAGGAAGAGGAGGAGGAGGAGGAAGACCCUGUCUGUUUGGAGAAUCGGCAGUUGUUUUCGUCCCACGUCGAGCCGCCCUGCUCGCUGACUUGCAAUGUAGAGGUUCUCCAGGAGGAACAGAGGGUGACCAAGCCACCCCGACCCACCGUGGGGAUCUGCGCCCCGCUUUGUGAGAGAGACAAUAGCAUUGAAACGCGACCGGUCAUGCUGCAGCAGCGAAACCGGACGCGUGAGCGGCCGUACAUCUGUCCGGACUGCGGCAAGAGCUUCAUGCUGCGGAUCAACUAUAUAAUCCAUCAGCGUAACCACCUCAAGGAGGGGCCCUAUGAGUGCCACGCCUGUGACCUAAGCUUCCGCAUCAAGCAGCAAUACCUCCUGCACCAGCGGCUGCACACGGUGCGACGGGUGGCUCCUCCGCCCCGCCGCGGACAGCCGUACCCUAACAAGCAUAGCUUCAAGCAACAGCCUCAGCCACCCCCACCACCCGGCAAGCCCUACAAGUGUAGCGAGUGCAACAGCAGCUUCAGCCACAAGUCAAGCUUGAGCAAGCACCAGAUCACGCACGUUGGCGAACGCCCGUACUCGUGCGACGAGUGCCGGAAGAGCUUCCGGCUGCAGAUCUCACUGGCCAUGCACCAGCGGGUGCACGCCGGCAAAACCGAGCUCUCCUUCAUCUGUCCUCAGUGUGGGAAGACCUUCAGUCGGCCGUCUCACCUGCUGCGACACCAGCGGACUCACACGGGCGAACGGCCAUAUAAGUGUAGCCAGUGCGACAAGACGUUCAGCGAGAAGUCAAAGCUGACCAACCACUACCGGGUGCACACCCGUGAGCGGCCCCAUGCCUGCAGCGAGUGCGGCAAGGGUUUCAUCCGCAAGCACCAUCUGCUCGAGCACCAGCGUAUCCACACGGGCGAGCGGCCGUACCACUGUGCCGAGUGUGGGAAGAAUUUUACCCAGAAGCAUCACCUACUCGAGCACCAGCGUGCGCAUACGGGUGAGCGGCCGUACCCAUGUACGGAGUGCGCCAAGUGCUUCCGUUACAAGCAGUCACUCAAGUAUCACUUGCGGACACACAUGGGGGAGUGAGGGGGAGUCCCUGUUUCCUGCCCCCCCUUCCCCCCCAAAGCCAGCCCCGGUAUUCAGGGACAGAGGACUUAAUUGAGGAGAGGGUGAAGGACUUUCUGCAGAGAUACCUACCUCUGCCCAAUGGAGCACUGAAUCGGGGUCCCUCCCUCCAAGCCAGUAAUGGGUUUCUGGCUCAACUAACCUUCAUCUCUUCCAGCACUGUAACCUUGAUGGACACAAACUAUCUUCUCCAAGCUUCUGGCUUCCUUUGCUUCCUCCCCAUUCUGUUCUUUUUGAUAAUAAAUGUGCAGCCUGAUUUAUUUGGUAAGCAUUUGCUUAAACUUCUGGCUUUCUUUC
Molecule: messenger RNA, 2341 nt
Organism: Pseudonaja textilis
Lineage: Eukaryota; Metazoa; Chordata; Lepidosauria; Squamata; Elapidae
Source: RefSeq, a predicted model, not a curated record